Oncorhynchus mykiss (rainbow trout) is the source of this 1995-nucleotide messenger RNA. NCBI's taxonomy places the organism in Eukaryota, Metazoa, Chordata, Actinopteri, Salmoniformes, Salmonidae. The record is from RefSeq and is a predicted model, not a curated record.
UCAGGCCUACCACUGUUUUCAAUGGCUGUCAUUUUUAUUAUAAGGCGAAAUCCUUCCAGAUUGCAGUUCCUAGGGCUUCCACUAGAUGUCAACAGUCUUGUUUUUGAUUUUCCUAAUCUGCUAUGUUCAUUCUCCUAGCCUGCUGUGUUAGUUUCCUAAGUAACCUGCUACGUAAAGUCACUUCUGUCUGUAGCUGGGUUAGGCUUGAGAUUUUUGAAUGUGUAUGAAUGCAGAAAAACACCACUCGCAAACCAGAUAGCAAAACCCUCAAGGAGAUUUGUUUGCUAGCUAGCUUUCAAAGUUGUAUGUAAAUUAAAACAUGUUUGUGACGCUGUAUGGUAUUUUAUGAUAACAUUUUUUUAUCUAUCGCUCCUAAAAACGCUUUUGAUACUGUUUAAAAAUCUCUUGUAGUUACUUCAGUCUCCAGAUAGAUAUUAUUGGUCUAUUCUGGGGUCGAGAGUACUAUCAUCACACUGGCCAGUCAGAGUCCACCUGCAGUGCGUGUGUGUGUAUGUGUGUGUGUACCAGCCAAGUCUCAGGAAUAUAGAGGAUUGUAUGUCAUAUCAUAUUACUGAGUUUGUUGUUGUUUGUUGUUGUUGUUGUUUGGUGACAAGUGUCUUGUCCAGUUUUCCCCCCCAAUGCCGGGGUGUGUGUGUAUGCGCGCCACACGUGGGUGUGUCAUCAAACAGACAGAGGUUGUUAUUGGAACUCAUUGCCACACUGUGAACCAGUGUUUGUGUUACUUCAUUAUAGGGCUCCAAGCCACAGAUAAGGUUUACAGAUAGAGAGGAGGGUGGGACAAGGCUGGGUUACUUUUACUUAAAGGGUAUGUGAUUGUCACUGCCCUUUCACUCACUUGCUCACACUUAGGGACUGAACGAGGCUCGUACACGGGCUGCUCGUUUUCUCUACACUCUCUGCACACAGAAGCAAUAGGGUAAUGAUGACCCAGAGCCUCCAGAAUGGCUUCAGUCUGGAGAACCGCUACCUCCAGGAUCUGAAGGGGCCUCUGUCUGUCCCUCCGCCUGCUCAGGGUGCACAGAUCCUGGGUGUACGCCGGGGGUCAGGCCCUGUGGAGCCCCAUAAGGACCAAGAGAUUCAGAGGCAUCGGUCUGGCACUGUAACCGGUCAGGGUGCUUCUCUUCUGGGCUCAGGUCUUGGGCAGAUCCCUGCUCCUAUAGAUGUCCAGAUGUGCCAGUCUAUCCAGCCACGCCAUGCAGAUCACCAAGGAGACCUGAGUACUGGGCAGCUACUCAAAUGGAUGGACACCAUCGCAUGCCUCACGUGUGUGUGUGUUUGUCCCUUAGCUGAACGUCAUGCUGGGACGGCGUGUGACACUCUCCAUGGACGACAUCCAGUUUGAGGAGACUGACAGGGUUGGUCAGGUGAUCACCAUCACGGUAAUAGAACAUUCACCACAAGCAUGGAGCCAGCGGGACCAGAAAAGGUGGUGUUGCGGCCGGUGGAAAACCUGGGUUCUGCAGAGGAGCAGCUGCUUCAUUCUCUGGCCUCAGAGAGACGAAGACUCUACAACGAACAGACGUUCAGUACCCUGCUACAAGACUACCGCCCACUAGCCAACGGUGGGUGUAGCAGGAGAGACCCACAGUCUGCCGUGUCCACAGCGUUCACGCAUGUGGAGAGCGUCGAGCUGGUCCUGCCUCCACACGCUAAUCACCACGGCAACACCUCCGGACGACAAAUCUUGGCUUGGAUGGAGAACGCAGCCACAGUGGCAGCCAGUCAUUUGUGUGGCCGCUUCCCUUCUGAGGUCUGUAGACAUGUUCCGCUUCAGAGGGCCCUCCUCUGUAGGCAACAGACUGGUCUUUAAGGCUGUGGUCAACAACACAUUUAACAACAGGUAACAUGUCUCGUCAUAUGAAUUCCCGUUCAGAUAAUGGGAUCCUGUGGAAAUGUAAUUGGCACAGUAUUUAAAAUGUGUGUGUGCCCGUGUGUGUAGUAUUGAGGUAGGUGUCCUGAGUGGAGGCCUGUAAC